Molecule: messenger RNA, 1089 nt
Organism: Colletotrichum godetiae
Lineage: Eukaryota; Fungi; Ascomycota; Sordariomycetes; Glomerellales; Glomerellaceae
Product: S-adenosyl-L-methionine-dependent methyltransferase
Exons: 7
Coding region: 1-1089 (362 amino acids)
Molecular function (GO): methyltransferase activity
Source: RefSeq, a predicted model, not a curated record
AUGGAGACCACAAAUCAAGCCAGCGCGGCUGGUACGUCUGCCUCCCUAGCUGCCACAGCCUUGCCGGCCGUGGCCACGAUUGAGCCUACGGUAGUAGCAAACGAUCCGAACACUGUUGUCCCAGCCGAAGACGACAAUCACGAUUCUUUGGCGGACAUAGAGAGCGUAACGACUGAGUCAACUGCUUCGCUUGCCGAGAGUAUCACAGAAUACCGCAGGAUCCAUGGCCGUACUUACACGCAAAAGGCCGAUUACUGGGGCCCGAAUGACGAACAGCAAAAUGAAGGGCUUGAUCUCGCGCACUAUUGGGAGACCCUUCUCCUGGGCGACAAGCUUUUCCUUUCGCCACUGGGCGGCGGUACGUUGAAGGUUCUUGACUUGGGAACCGGUACUGGCAUCUGGGCAAUGGACUUCGCUGACGAGUUCCCGUCUUCCGAGGUAACGGGCGUUGACAUCUCACCCAUUCAGCCGGGGUGGGUGCCGCCCAACUGCAAAUUCCAAAUCGAUGAUGUCGAACAGCCGUGGACAUGGACACCUGAUUUUGAUUUCAUUCAUCUCCGCCACAUGGAAGCUUGCAUCUCCGACUGGCCAGCUUUCUACAAGCAAAUAUAUGAUCACCUCAAGCCUGGCGGAUACUUCGAAAUGAAGGAUUUUGACAUUGAGUUUCGCUCCCAAGCGUACGGGGAUAGUCUCCCGGAAGACCAUGUCUAUCGAAGAUGGGGCAAGAUCUUCUUCGAGGCUGCAAACCGUCUUGGCAAGUCAAUGGACCAGUCCCGAGGUGGGCACAAGAUCGCCGAUGCCAUGAGAGACGCCGGUUUUGUCGACGUUGUGGAGAAGAGCUGGCCUGUACCUAUCGGAGGGUGGCCCAAGGAUGCCACGCUGAAGGAAGUUGGCAUUUGCAACCUGGAGUUCCACGAUCAGUCGCUCGAGGGCUUUUCGAUGUUUUUGUUGACUCAGGUGAUGAACUGGGACACCAUAUCGGCGGGGGUGUUCGUCGCUGAAGCACGUAAAGCCCUCAAGGACCCAAAGCUUCAGACGGUGAUAUACUUGCAAAAUGUCUACGGACGCAAACCUGAGGGAACGACUUGA